AUAUAGUUUAGUAGUUGAUCAUUCGAUUCAGGUAGAGUUCGCUAAUGUAUGGGGGUAUUUUUUUUACAGUGUCGGUAUUUCAGAACAGUACACAGAAAAAUAUUUUGUUGCACAGUCUGUACAUCUUAAGAUUGUGUUAUAAUGACGUUAGUUCUAAAGUUUGAAGAUAGAGGAUACUAACAUUGAAUUGAACAGUUCAUUCAAAACAUAACCUAAGUGCAUUUGUGAUUUGAGAAUACAAUUUAAGACCUGAAAUGUCACUUAAACGAAAAUUAACGCAAGAUGAUUUGCGUAAAGCAAUGAGUGAACAUAAAAAGAAAUUAGGUGUUGUUAAAAAAAUUGAAUCACCGUUAGCAAAAUAUACAGAUGCAGGACAGCUAAUGUGUAUUUUAUGUAAAACUGUUGUACGAAAUGAAACAGCCUGGCCAGUUCACUUAAAUUCAAAAACUCAUAAAGAAAAUAUAGAAUUAGCAAAAAAAACCAAAUUAGAAACAACAACCUCGAAGUCUCCAACACAUACAUUUAAAAGGCCUACAUCUCCUUCCGAAGAAUCUUCAACAAAUAAAAAAGUAAAAGGGAUAUUGAAGAAUCCUUUGCCUCAGUCGACACAAGUGACAUCAAGUUUACCAUUAGACUUCUUCGAUAAUUAUAAACAAACGAAUGGUUUUAUGUCUCAGAAUGCAUCUGUGACAACAUGUAAGUUAGAGAACAAUAAAGACUUUGUGAAUGAUACAGAUAUAAAAAAUGUGGAAAUAGAAGAAGAAAAGGAGAUAGAUAGAAACAAAGAUACAAAUCAAACUGUUUUACCAGAAGGAUUCUUUGAUGAUCCAGUUUUAGAUGCCAAAGUCCGCAAUGUUGAAUAUAAAAAUCCAAUAGAAGAAGAAUGGGAAAAGUUUCAAAAAGAAAUUAAAGAAGAGACAGCACAGUCAGCACAGAUCAUUGCAGAUGAUCAGGAGGAAGCAACUACAGAAAGACAAUUAGAUGAGAUAGAAGAACAAAUACGGCAUUGGUCUAGGGUAAUGGAUCUUGUAAAACGUAAGGAACAAGUACAAGCUACUGACAGGAAGCAGAAGAAUACAGACGAGGAUGUUUCCAGUGGAGAUGAGGCUGACUUUGACGAAUUUCUCGAUUGGAGAGCCAAGAAUUCUUACAAAUGAACUCAGUUUUUAUCAUGUACUAUAUUUACAGACUGUAAAUAUUUAAAAACAUACUAUCUUUAAAAGUAUUUUACAUUAGAGUGUUAUAAUGAUUUAUCUUUCUCAUAGAAUUCUGAGUAUUGUUUGUAUAAAAUGAAAAAACAAAAAAAAUAAUGACUGA
Messenger RNA from Nomia melanderi (Alkali bee), 1317 nucleotides. RefSeq names its product zinc finger protein 830. Gene Ontology annotation, molecular function: nucleic acid binding; zinc ion binding. Gene Ontology annotation, cellular component: nucleus; spliceosomal complex. Gene Ontology annotation, biological process: mitotic DNA damage checkpoint signaling; mitotic DNA replication checkpoint signaling; nuclear DNA replication. The record is from RefSeq and is a predicted model, not a curated record. NCBI's taxonomy places the organism in Eukaryota, Metazoa, Arthropoda, Insecta, Hymenoptera, Halictidae.